AUUCAUUCAAUCAAACCUUUCCAAAGUUUUCUUGUUUGUUUGCUUAGAAAAAGAAAAAGAAAAUUUUCUUUCUGAUUUAUUUUACCUAAAUCUACCAGAAAUCAAGGACUCCUACGCCUUAAUCAUCCGUAACACUUCUCAUAGAGCUUUAGGUAAUUUCUGAAUUUUCCCUUCUCCGAUUUUGGUUGACAUUUUCUACUAUUCAAAGCCCUAAUUUUUAUACAAAUAUAUCUCGCCAAAUUUUUGUUUUGUUUUUACUUUUGUUGUAUCGUUUAAGAUUUUCGGUCGAGGUUUUUUCUUCUCUCUCUCUCUCUCCCUGCGUCUCCAUGGCUGUCGCGUCUGAGGAAGCUCAAAGCAUUUGCAGUCACUGUGACAGAGCUAUCCCUUCUUCAAAUAUUGAUUUGCAUUUUGCUCAUUGCUCCCGCAAUCUUGAAAGAUGUAAAGUCUGUGGUGAUAUGAUUCCGAGAAGGCAUGCUGAGGAACAUCACUUAAACACUCAUGCCCCGGUAGCUUGUUCACUAUGUAGUGAGACAAUGGAACGAGAAAUACUAGCCAUCCAUAAAGGUGAAAACUGCCCCCAAAGGAUUGUCACCUGUGACUUUUGCGAGUUCCCAUUACCUGCAAUUGAUUUAGCUGAACAUCAGGAAGUAUGUGGGAACCGAACAGAACUUUGUGCUCUUUGUAGAAGAUAUAUUAGGCUCCGAGAAAGAUGCAACCACGAAAUUAGAUGCAAUGGUGCCCUAGACAAUGUUGUCGAGUCUUCCAGGGAUGUGAGGCCAGCUGAAAGAGAGCCAGGUGCUCCGAGACGACAGCCACCACCACAUGAGUUUUCGCGAAGACGUCUUAUAUUUACCAUUGCCAUUACUGGGAUUGCUGUCCUAAUAGGGUCUCUUUUUCUCCAGAGGAAAUGAUAAAAUAUAUUGGUGUUAUGUAUAUUUCUUCCAAGCUUCCAUUAUCGGUAUCUUAAAUUAUAUGAGAUUAUAAUUCUGGUGUUUGUAUUUAAACUCGUCAUUGAGAUUGUGAUAGUAUACUGACAGCCGCCUCCCAAUAUUUGCCACUCCCAA
Molecule: messenger RNA, 1064 nt
Organism: Humulus lupulus (European hop)
Lineage: Eukaryota; Viridiplantae; Streptophyta; Magnoliopsida; Rosales; Cannabaceae
Exons: 5
Coding region: 327-911 (194 amino acids)
Source: RefSeq, a predicted model, not a curated record